AUGGUGACACUGAGCAGCCAGAGGACCUGGACGAGUCGGACUGUUACCAACAAGAUGAACCUCAGCAACGGGACUGACUGCGAUCAGGUCCAAACCCCGGCCCACGUGUUCUUCAUGCUCGUCUACAGUCUGCUGUUCCUGGUGGGUCUGCUCCUGAACGGGUUCACCCUGAAGGUUUACUUCCUCCGAGGCCAGCAGCAGACCACCAGCAGCGUGACCGUCUACCUGAAGAACCUGGCGGCCUCCGACUUCCUGAUCAGCCUCUGUCUCCCGAUCCGAAUCCUCCACUUCGCCAGCAGCUCCACCCCCGUGCGCCUGGUCUACUGCAACUUUGGUUCUGCCGCCUUCUACCUCAACAUGUACGCCAGCAUCCUGUUCAUGGGGUUCAUCGCCGCCAACAGGUAUCUGAAGAUCGUCCACCCUUUAGGAACUCACAUCCUGCAGACCGUGAGAGUCGCCCGCCUCGUCUCCACGGCAACCUGGCUCUUCCUUCUGGCGUCGUCCUGCAGCUACAUCGUCCUGUCCCUCCUCACCCAGGAGCCGUCCCACUCGGCCCCGGUCACAGUCAGCUGUGAAGUCCUGCACAGUCCACAGCUCAGCGUCUUCUACAAGUUCAUCCACUCCUGCUCCGCCACCAUCUUCCUGCUGGUCCUCAUCUCCCUGGUGCUCUUCUACUACGGCACCUCCCGCAGGCUGGCGCAGGUGCAGCAGCGGCAGCCGGCGUCCUCCAGCUCCACCAAACUGGCCAAGUCCCGCAGGAACAUGUUGGUGCUGGUCAUCGUGUUCUGCGUCUGCUUCGUCCCGUACCACCUGGUCCGACUGCCCUACGCCUUCCUGGCCAAGCAGUGCCGCUGGAGGCAGACCUUCUUCUACCUGAAGGAGCUGAGCAUCAUGGUGUCGGUGCUCAACGUCUGCCUGGACCCGCUCAUCUACUUCAUCUUCUGCAAGGCCUUCAGGGCGCAGCUGGGCACCAGGAGGCCGCUCACCUCGUCGCAGGUCCUGACCAACGCAGGAAGACUCGAGAUGAGAAGCAACGACGAGUGGUGA
Limanda limanda (common dab) is the source of this 1047-nucleotide messenger RNA. RefSeq names its product P2Y purinoceptor 14-like. The record is from RefSeq and is a predicted model, not a curated record. Gene Ontology annotation, molecular function: G protein-coupled purinergic nucleotide receptor activity. The coding region runs from base 1 to 1047 and encodes 348 amino acids. Gene Ontology annotation, cellular component: membrane. NCBI's taxonomy places the organism in Eukaryota, Metazoa, Chordata, Actinopteri, Pleuronectiformes, Pleuronectidae. The transcript is spliced from 4 exons. Gene Ontology annotation, biological process: G protein-coupled receptor signaling pathway.